This is a messenger RNA of Bactrocera dorsalis (oriental fruit fly), 3634 nucleotides long. Its product is annotated as histone-lysine N-methyltransferase SETMAR-like. The transcript is spliced from 2 exons. The record is from RefSeq and is a predicted model, not a curated record. Lineage: Eukaryota; Metazoa; Arthropoda; Insecta; Diptera; Tephritidae. Bases 565 to 2349 code for a protein of 594 amino acids. Gene Ontology annotation, molecular function: nucleic acid binding.
AUCAAAUUUACUUGCCGUCGUUUCUUCCGCAAACGUAUCUAGGACAUACUUGAAUGCGUCCUUAUUCAGACGAAAGUUUUUUUGAAUCUGAAUAAGUAAACAAAUUGUAAGAAAAAUGUCUGCUUUCACGUGCAAUUACUUACAGCCCGUCAUUCAUCUGGAAGGGAUCGCACAUAUCUCGUAAUCUUCUCCUUUCAAUUCUCACCCCAGCAUUCUGAGAUGCGCUGCUCUCCUCCUCAACCAGUAAUAUCGCCGUGGAUAAAGAUUCCAUAGUUACGUUUAAUAAAAAUAAUAACAAUAUAAAAAUUUUACUUUUAUUUAUUUUCUUUGAACAGCAGUAAUUUGUGUAUUUUUGCUUUGUUAUGUUCCAGUUUCACAUAUUUCAAAGCUGGUAAUUUUUGUCUCACCAGCAACGCUAAACAUUAACUGAAACCCCUAAGCUAAGAAAGAAACAAAUUUGAAAGCGAAAUAAAGCCAUAUGGCUUAAUUACCAAUUGCAAUUGGAAACAAAGCCAUAUAGGAUUUAUGGCUUUAUUACCAAAAUAAUAUGGCUUUAUUACCAAUAUGGCUUUAUUGCGUAUGGCCUUAUUGCACCCCACCUCGUUUACCACCGUAAAAUUUUGGGCAGCUGAAUUUAAACGUGGUCGCAGGAGCUUGGAAAAUGAUGAACGUCCUGGGCGUCCAAAAACUGUCACCACUAACGAUAGCAUCGGUAAAGUUCAUCAAUUGGUACUAGACGACCGCCGGAUUAAAGUUAAGGAAAUAGCUGAGAUUAUAAAGAUGUCAAAAGAAACUGUUUGUCACAUAUUAAACCAAGAUUUGGGCAUGAGAAAGCUGUUCGCGCGUUGGGUGCCGCGUUUGCUUACGCUAGACCACAAACGUGCGUGCAUGAACAUUUCCAGCGCUCUGUUGGCUCAGUUUAGAGGCAAUAAGACCGAGUUUUGGCGCCGAUUGAUAACUGUAGACGAUACUUGGAUUCAUCAUUAUACGCCCGAAACAAAAAUCCAAUCUAAACAGUGGAUUGAAAAGGGGGAACCAGCCCCAAAAAAACCUAAAGCUGUGUAUUCGGCUGGGAAAGUGAUGGCGAGUGUUUUUUGGGAUAGCCAUGGAAUUAUUUUUAUCGACUAUCUUGAAAAAGGAAAAACUAUAACAGGAGCAUACUACGCAUCAUUAUUGGACAAGCUAAAGGAAGAAAUUUCGAAAAAUCGGCCACAUUUGCAAAAAAAGAAAUUCUUGUUCCACCAAGACAACGCACCAUCUCACACCUCAACAGUCGCCAUGGCGAAAAUCCACGAAUUGCGGUUCGAACUGCUUGACCAUCCACCUUAUUCACCGGAUCUAGCACCAAGCGACUUUUUUUUGUUUCCUCAACUUAAAACUGCGCUCGACGGCCAGAGAUUUUCGUCAAAUCAGGAGCCAAUCUCUUUCGUGAACUCGUAUUUUGCAGACAAAGACGCCAAGUACUAUUUGGAAGGGUUGCAGAGAUGGGAGCAUCGCUGGGAGAAGUGUGUGGAGUUACAAGGUGACUAUGUAGAAAAAAAAAAAAAUUUGAAAAAGUCGCGAGCAUCAAUGUUAGGUCGGUUAUUUAUCGGACAGCCCUCGUAUAUACUGACAGAAACAGAUCCUUCAUAUCUCUUUGAAAACGAAGACUAUUUGUUCCAUGUAACAAACCUUACAAAAAUCCUACAACCCUAUUACAAAAUUAAAGCAAUGCUCGAAGCAACACAAAGAGAUCCUACGGAGUAUAUCCUAAUCAAUAGGAUAGAAAUAUUAAAAAGCCAGUUGCUACAAAAACGAAGAACCAGAAGUAUAGACUUCCUAGGUUCAGCAUUAAAAUUUAUCACAGGAGUACCAGAUCAUGGCGAUCUAGUAGAAAUAAAAACAGCACUAAAUGAUAUUAUAGAAAACAAUAACCAGCAAAGAACGAUAAAUUCAAACUUUGAGAAACUAAUAGGUAAAUUUAAUCCGCAAACUUUAAAAUCAAAACUUCUUCUCGAAGAAACUCAUAAGGAAUUAUUAGACUUAACCACAACAAUUAACUUUGCAAAAAAUGGAAACUUUUAUUCAGCUGCAAUAAAUACAGAAGAAAUUGAAGAAAUUAUGAAAAAGGAACAAAUCAAUAUACCAAUAAUAGAUAUCCUAGAAUAUGCAACAAUACAUAUUUGUAAAGUAGCUGAAACAUUUGUAGUAAUUUAUAAAUACACAAUAAUACAAGAAAUAUGUGAAACAUAUGAUGUAACAUCCAUAACAUCCAUGUCAUACUCAUAUUGUAAUGAUGAACCACAAAGAGUAAAAAACUGUAAAAAUAAUCUAAGUAAAUACAUUUGUAAAAAGAAUAAAUCCGACUAAUGUAUAACACCUUUAAUACGCAAUAAUGAAGCUCACUGUAAUGUAAUAGAAGAAAACAAUAUACAGAUAAUUGAAUUAAAUCACGGUAACAUAAUACUCAGUGGAGAACAUGUAAUAAACAAUCAAAUGAUUUCAGGAACUAAUCUUAUACAAAUCAUAGACCCUGUAACAAUCGAUGGAAAAAUAUAUAAGAAUAAAGAGGAACAAAUAAAGAAAUACAUUAAAGCUGAGGGAAAUGAAAAAAAUAAAAUAUUAGAACUACUCCAAUCAGACAAUGAAUACAAAUUUAAUAACAUACAAAAAUUACAUAUGCUAGUUAUUCCAUACGAAGAACAUCCUGUACGAAGCAUAUUAAGUAUUAUUGUAACUUGCAUAAUAAUAAUAUUAAUCAUUUACACUAUUUUUAAAUUGUAUUCACUCUAUGUUAAAAUUCAAUCUAACAAAUUAAGACAACAAAACCAGAUGCAGUACGAAGCUGUACUAAGACAUCACGGGAUGGAACACUUAAUCAAUCAGUCAGGGACGACUUCUCUUUAAAGGAGGGGAGAGUUAAUAUCUAUAACACUAACCUUGACACAUCGCAUAGCAACAACGCUCACCCAAAGGAUGCAAUCACGCAGUAACCACGUGUUUAGGUACUAAGUCCAAACUGUGUCACACCAUAUGCCACUCAACAAUAACCUAUAUGUAAAGUAAACAUAUAAAUACUAGUGUUAUAUAAAACUUACCACUUGGUUUUAAUACCCACUGCUUUUGGGGCGCAAUAUAUAUACAUAUAAGUAUGUGGUUGUUCACUUCACAUUAACAAUUUUAUUAAAGAAACAGAAAGGUUAUAAUAAAAGUCUCCUGGUCGGAUACCAGUGAAGGUGACAAUGUAUAUAGAAUAAUGGAUUAUGUAUGAUAGAUGUAUUGAAUUAGUGGACUCCCUGGUCGGGUACCAGUGGAGGUGAAUAGGUUUUUAUAAAACGAUGUGGUUGGUUCAGCUGCUGCGCGUAGAGGAUCUCCAGUUGAAUAACAAAUGAUGUUUUCGAUGCGUCGAAUAACGCCGGAUGAAAUAGAAAAUGAUGUUUUAAAUGCGUGCGGAAUAUCGCCGGAUGAAUAGAAAAUGAUGUUUUAGAUGCGUCGAAUAACGCCGGAUGAAUAGAAACUGAUGUUUUAGAUGCGUCGAAUAACGCCGGAUGAAAUAGAAAAUGAUGUUUUAAAUGCGUGCGGAAUAUCGCCGGAUGAAUAGAAAAUGAUGUUUUAAAUGCGUGCGGAAUAUCGCCGGAUGAAUAGAAACUGAUGU